AUGUCUACGCCAGGAUCUCGAAGAUCGGCCCGCAGUGGCCGUGGUUCUGUCAGUGCAACACCGUCGAAGCAAGCACGAAGCACACCGCAGCCGUCCCGACAACAAGCGUCUGAUAACGUGGCAGUAUCAUCUCCCCUCUUCUUCCAGUCUUCACCCACCAAAUCCACGCCUCGACAGUCUCAGCGCUCCAAUGGCGACCUCAUCAUCAGUUCUCCACCUCGACAACAACCGGUGAUUGAGGACGGCGACACAACCCCCAAGGCCACAAGAUUCCCAAACAUUACAGGCAAGCACUUCGACAUAGACGCAGACUCUUCCCCACUCCGAUACGACCCUAGCUCAAGCCCUGCAAGGACUCGACAGCAACCUACAGAUGCGCCAACAAGUAGUAGUGGAUUGUUCUUGAGAUCCGAUCCUCCUAGGAUAUCCUCGCGAAGAGGUGACAUCCACUCUGACGCUUUUCCCGCUGCAUCCACAGGAGGGAGAAGAAUAUUUGUGGGCGACGAUGGUGUUCCAAUCAGGGACUCUGAGCCCGCCUCAGAGGCUACCUUUUCCAACGCCAACCCAGACACUUCAGAUGCUGACGUGCUCGCGGGUGGCUCAACUAGAGUCAUCUGGGGUACCAAUGUCUCGAUUACAGACUGUAUGGCUGCUUUCAAGAAUUUUCUAUACAAUUACACUCCAAAGUACAGGAUGUGGGCAGACGGCAUGUCGGAAGACGAGACCAGGGCACUGGGUGGUCGAGCAGACGAAAAAGAAUACAUGAACAUGCUUAAUGACCUUCGAAGGAUGGGUUUGGCAGGCCUCAAUCUCGACGCGAGGAACCUAAAAGCCUACCCAGCCACACUCAAACUAUGGCACCAAAUGCACAACUAUCCACAAGAGAUUAUCCCUCUAAUGGAUCAAUCACUCAAGGACGUGAUGAUGGAGUUGGCUAAGCGAGAGAUGGCCGAAUUGCAGAGAGCAAAUGCUGUUCGACCGCGCGCCCGAUCACGCCUCUCAAGUUCAAUGCCUGCUUAUCCUAGCUCAGAUCCUGCCACGCCAGCAGCUCCCCAGGAAGUGCCAAAUCUUGUUGAGGAUGCUGAAGUACGGAACUACAAAGUUCUGCCUUUUGGGCUGGAGAAGACAGUCAACAUGCGCGACCUAGAUCCCACCGACAUUGACAAGCUGAUAUGUGUCAAAGGUCUGGUGAUCCGCACCACUCCGGUUAUUCCAGACAUGAAAGAAGCUUUCUUCAGAUGCAGCGUCUGUAAUCACGCAGUCCUGGUCAGUAUUGACAGAGGCAAGAUCGCCGAGCCUGUCAAAUGUCCUCGACCGGUUUGUGAUUCGAGAGACAGUAUGCAGAUCGUCCACAAUCGAUGCAAUUUCAGUGACAAGCAGGUCAUUAAGCUGCAAGAAACACCAGAUGCUGUGCCAGAUGGACAGACUCCCCACAGUGUCUCUCUGUGUGUGUAUGACGAGCUCGUCGACGUAUGUAAAGCUGGUGAUCGCAUCGAAGUGACAGGUAUUUUCCGAGGCAACCCUGUUCGUAUCAACCCGCGCCAACGUACUGUGAAGUCGCUGUUCAAGACUUACGUCGACGUCCUCCACAUACAGAAGACCGACAAACGCAAGCUCGGCAUAGAUGUCAGCACGAUUGAGCAGGAGCUAUCGGAGCAGGUCGUGGGCGGCGCAGAACAGGUGAGGAAGAUUACGGCCGAAGACCUAGCAAGAAUCGAGGAAGUUUCACAGCGACCGGAUGUCUAUGAGAUACUUGCUCGAAGCUUAGCUCCGAGCAUAUACGAACUGGAUGACGUCAAGAAAGGUAUUCUCCUACAGCUUUUCGGUGGUACCAACAAGUCAUUUUCAAAGGGUGGUAGUCCCAAGUACAGGGGAGAUAUCAAUGUCUUGUUGUGUGGUGAUCCCUCGACUGCGAAGUCUCAGCUGCUACAGUAUGUUCACAAGAUUGCUCCUCGCGGUGUUUACACUUCUGGUAAGGGUUCAUCCGCGGUCGGUCUUACAGCAUACGUGACAAGAGAUCCUGAAUCUCGGCAGCUUGUGCUUGAAUCUGGCGCUCUCGUAUUAUCUGAUGGCGGUGUGUGUUGUAUUGACGAGUUCGACAAGAUGAACGAAAGCACUAGGUCGGUGCUCCAUGAAGUGAUGGAACAGCAGACCGUUUCUAUUGCCAAAGCUGGCAUCAUAACGACGUUGAAUGCUCGUACAAGCAUUUUAGCUUCUGCCAACCCUAUUGGCAGCAAGUACAAUCCGAACUUACCAGUACCUCAGAAUAUCGACCUACCUCCGACACUGCUUUCUCGUUUCGACCUUGUCUACCUUGUGCUCGACCGAAUUGAUGAGGUCAAUGACCGACGGCUGGCCAAGCACUUGGUAGGGAUGUACCUCGAAGAUACGCCUGAAAAUGCUAGCCGGGAAGAAGUCUUGCCCAUUGAGUUUCUAACACUUUACAUUUCUCAUGCUCGCUCCCAUUGUCAUCCGACAUUGACUCAGCCUGCUGCCAACGCUCUCACCGAAGCAUAUGUCGCGAUGCGUAGCCUAGGAAACAGUAUUCAAGCAAAUGACCGACGCAUCACUGCCACAACUCGGCAGUUAGAGUCGAUGAUCCGUCUUUCCGAAGCACAUGCUAAGAUGCGACUAUCACCCACAGUCGAGGAGUCAGACGUCACCGAGGCAGUACGGCUGAUCAAAUCAGCUAUCAAAGCAUCGGCGACAGACGCACGGACAGGCCUCAUCGACAUGGGAUUGCUCGGUGAAGGUGGUGGCGCGAGCGAACGAAGACGCAAAGAGGAGCUGAAGCGGAGCAUUCUUAUGGGCCUUGACAACAACGAAAACGUGAGAGCAGGGGAUACUGUGAGAUAUGCCGAGCUGUACAGGAGUAUAGCGGAUGGAGCUACGGCCGAGAUUGAAGGUGCUGAAUUCUUGGAAGCCAUUAAGAGCUUGGAAGCUGAAGGCAAGAUUAUGGUGCUUGGGGAGGGUGCUAGGAGAGUCGUGAGGCGAGUCACUGGCGGGACGGUGUAA
Molecule: messenger RNA, 3015 nt
Organism: Lithohypha guttulata
Lineage: Eukaryota; Fungi; Ascomycota; Eurotiomycetes; Chaetothyriales; Trichomeriaceae
Gene: CDC54
Product: MCM DNA helicase complex subunit
Exons: 3
Coding region: 1-3015 (1004 amino acids)
Biological process (GO): DNA replication; DNA strand elongation involved in DNA replication; mitotic DNA replication initiation
Cellular component (GO): MCM complex; nucleus
Molecular function (GO): single-stranded DNA helicase activity; ATP binding; single-stranded DNA binding
Source: RefSeq, a predicted model, not a curated record